Oncorhynchus masou masou (cherry salmon) is the source of this 1556-nucleotide messenger RNA. RefSeq names its product serine/threonine-protein kinase pim-2-like. The record is from RefSeq and is a predicted model, not a curated record. Gene Ontology annotation, biological process: regulation of mitotic cell cycle; negative regulation of apoptotic process; protein autophosphorylation. The transcript has 6 exons. NCBI's taxonomy places the organism in Eukaryota, Metazoa, Chordata, Actinopteri, Salmoniformes, Salmonidae. Bases 423 to 1532 code for a protein of 369 amino acids. Gene Ontology annotation, molecular function: protein serine/threonine kinase activity; ATP binding. Gene Ontology annotation, cellular component: cytoplasm.
GCUACUGUCAAAAUACUCUGUGGACAGAUUAAACUCAAAUGAAGUUGUUUUGAAGGAACACACAACACUCUGUGUGGAGAGAAAAAAAGGCACAGCGCACCAAUUCUUCCCAAAGAUUAUCAAGACAUUUUGCAGGAGAAUGUUGGGCUAUCUGUCCGCCUGUUGAAGCUCGACAGAAGUUGGGUGAUGCAACAGGAAACACAGAAGGAAAUCAACAACAGAACGGCUUCAACAGAAGGACAAUACGCCUUCUGGAGUGACCCAGUCCUGACCUCAACCCGACUGAGAUGCUGUGGGACGACCUCAAGAGAGGCGUUCACACCAGACAUCCUAAGAAUUUGAACUGAAACAGUUUUGUCAAGAGGACAUUCCUGUUGACUGUUGCUCUGGUCUGAUCUGCAACUACAGAGAACGUUUGGUUGAUGUUAUUGCUGCCAAAGGAGGGUCAACCAGUCAUUAUAUACAAGGGUUCACAUACUUUUCCCACCCUGCACUGUGAAUGUUUACACGACACCCACACCAGCCCUCUGGCCAAUGAGGGAGGGGCGAACGAGGGACUCAGCCGACUCACCCUGAGGGAUGAGAGAGCAGAGAGGAGGCGGAGGAGGAGGAAGAGCUCAGAGAGGAGUACGGGAGGAAGAGGAGAGAGGAAGAGGAGGGGGAAGAGCUACGAGAGGAGUACGGGAGGAAGAGGAGAGAGGAAGAGGAGGGGGAGGAGUCAGAAGGAAGAGGAGGAGGGGAAUCUGUCCUUGGAGAGUAGCACCACGCUGAUCGACACGUUACAGCCCCCACAAUGCAACAGUAGAGAGCCAAGUCGUGAUCCAGUUGCAGAGAGGUUUGUACAGCUGGGUUGUCUUGGAGACGGAGGCUACGGGACCGUCUACGCUGGGUACCGCAGAGAAGACAACCUACCUGUGGCUAUAAAACGUGUCCCCUUGGCCAAAGUGUUACGCAUACCGGUGACUCAGGAUGGACAGCAGGUGGAGUUUCCCUUGGAGGUGGUCCUACUGAGGAUCGUGGGAGGUAGGGGUGAGGCUACGGGGGAGGGGAUGGGUGAGGUUGUCCCUCCUCCCCGUGCUGCGGUGGCCUUGCUGGACUGGUUUGAGCUGGAUCGGGAGUUGGUGCUGGUUCUGGAGAGACCAGUUCCCUGUAUGGACCUCUAUGACUACAUUCAGAUGAGAGGAGGAACUCUGAAGGAGGAACACGCUAGGGUCAUCCUGAGGCAGCUUGUUGAAGCGAUGAGAGAGGUCCAUUCCAGAGGUGUUCUCCAUCGUGACCUCAAACCGGAGAACGUUCUAGUAGAAACUGGUUCCACCUGGCCUCGGAUCAGGGUCCUAGACUUUGGCUGCGGCUGCAUUCUCAGAGAUGGGCCUUACACAGAGUGUUACGGUACGUCCCAGUACACCCCUCCAGAGUGGUUUCUGAGCGAGUCGUACCGGGCCGGUCCCUCCACAGUGUGGCAGCUGGGGGUUGUGCUGUACGACAUGCUGUGUGGGGACCAGCCCUUCAACACACGACGAGAUCAUCUAUGAAGAGCCUUACAUCAAGGAUCAACU